Messenger RNA from Lagenorhynchus albirostris (white-beaked dolphin), 570 nucleotides. It is a transcript of the gene DUSP21, whose product is annotated as dual specificity phosphatase 21. Lineage: Eukaryota; Metazoa; Chordata; Mammalia; Artiodactyla; Delphinidae. Bases 1 to 570 code for a protein of 189 amino acids. Gene Ontology annotation, molecular function: MAP kinase tyrosine/serine/threonine phosphatase activity. Gene Ontology annotation, biological process: protein dephosphorylation. The record is from RefSeq and is a predicted model, not a curated record. The transcript has a single exon.
AUGACAACACCCCCGUGUCCCCUCCUGGCUCAGGCUGUCAGGCAGCGCUCUGUCCAUGGCCUCUCCCAGAUAACCAGCAGUCUAUACAUCAGCAAUGGGGUGGCAGCCAACAAUGAACUCAUGCUGUCUACCAACCACAUCACGACAGUCAUCAACGUGUCGGCAGAGGUGGCCAACACGUUCUUCAAAGACAUCCAGUGCGUACACGUGCCGGUGGUAGAUGCUCCCACCUCGCACCUCUACGACUUUUUUGACCCUAUGGCAGAUCACAUCCACAGCGUGGACAUGAAGCAGGGCCGAACGCUGCUGCACUGCGCCGCCGGGGUGAGCCGCUCUGCCGCUCUCUGCCUCGCGUGCCUCAUGAAGUACCACUCCAUGUCGCUGCUGGACGCCUACACGUGGACCAAGUCAUGCCGCCCCAUCAUCCGGCCCAACAUCGGCUUUUGGGAACAGCUUAUCCAUUAUGAAUUCAAGCUGUUUAGUAAGAACACCGCUCACAUGAUCAGUUCUGCGGUGGGUAUGAUUCCGGACAUCUACGAGAAAGAGGUCUGUCUGAUGAUGCCGAUGUGA